Molecule: messenger RNA, 2692 nt
Organism: Erigeron canadensis
Lineage: Eukaryota; Viridiplantae; Streptophyta; Magnoliopsida; Asterales; Asteraceae
Product: FT-interacting protein 3
Exons: 4
Coding region: 126-2450 (774 amino acids)
Source: RefSeq, a predicted model, not a curated record
CUUUUCGACAUUCUUUCUUUGAGAAACACUUUUCUGCUCAACUUCCAUGAACCCUCAUUCUCAGUAGAAAAAGCAUUCAGAUCUGAAGCUUUUUUGCUCAAUAUCUUUAGUUUUACUUUUAUCAGAUGAUGCAAAGGCCUCCAAAUGAAGAUUUUUCUCUCAAGGAGACUAAACCGCACCUUGGUGGAGGGAAAGUCACCGGGGAUAAGCUCACUAGCACCUAUGACCUCGUGGAACAAAUGGAAUACCUAUAUGUUCGUGUAGUGAAAGCAAGAGAAUUACCUUCUAAGGACAUUACAGGUAGUUGUGACCCAUAUGCUGAGGUUCGGUUAGGAAACUACAAGGGCACGACUCGUCAUUUUGAGAAAAAAACGAACCCUGAAUGGAAUCAGGUGUUUGCCUUUUCUAAAGACAGGAUUCAGUCAUUUGUUCUUGAGGUUACUGUGAAAGAUAAGGAUGUAAUGAAGGAUGACUUCAUUGGUCGGGUUUUAUUUGAUCUUAAUGAGGUUCCAAAAAGGGUCCCGCCCGACAGUCCUCUGGCCCCACAAUGGUAUAGAUUGGAAGAAAGAAAAGGGGAAAAACUUAAGGGCGAGCUUAUGUUAGCUGUGUGGUGGGGUACUCAAGCAGAUGAAGCAUUUCCUGAAGCAUGGCAUUCAGAUGCUGCAACUGUUGGUUGGUCCGAUGGUGUUGGUAAUAUUCGGUCAAAAGUGUAUCUUUCACCUAAGCUUUGGUAUCUUAGAGUUAAUGUGAUUGAAGCUCAGGACUUGAUACCAAAUGAUAAAACUAGGUUUCCUGAAGUUUUUGUGAAAGCUAGUCUUGGAAAUCAGGCUUUGAGAACAAGAGUCUCUAUGAACAAGUCUAUGAACCCGUUAUGGAAUGAAGAUUUGAUGUUUGUAGCUGCAGAACCAUUUGAAGAGCCAUUGAUUUUAAGUGUUGAAGAGAGAGUUGCACCCAAUAAAGAGGAAUCUCUUGGAAGGUGUGCGAUUCCGUUACAGCAUGUUGACCGGAGGUUGGACCAUAAAGCUUUAAACACUAGAUGGUUUAAUCUUGAAAAACAUAUAAUAGUUGAGGGUGAAAGAAAGGAAGUUAAGUUUGCUAGCAAAAUUCAUUUGCGGGUUUGUUUGGAAGGUGGUUAUCAUGUUCUUGAUGAAUCUACUCAUUACAGUAGCGAUCUUCGACCCACUGCUAAACAACUUUGGAAGAAUAGUAUCGGUGUUCUUGAAGUUGGAAUUUUGAGUGCUCACGGGUUGACUCCAAUGAAGUCAAAAGACGGAAGGGCAUCAACAGAUGCAUACUGUGUAGCCAAAUAUGGGACUAAAUGGAUAAGAACAAGAACUAUCGUAGAUAGCUUUGCCCCCAAAUGGAACGAGCAGUACACUUGGGAGGUUUUUGAUCCAUGCACUGUUAUAACCAUUGGUGUGUUUGACAACUGUCAUUUACAUGGAGGAGAUAAGGCUGGUGGAUCCAAAGAUUCAAGAAUUGGGAAGGUUAGAAUUCGCCUGUCGACCCUGGAAACGGACCGUGUUUACACUCACUCAUAUCCGUUGUUGGUUUUGCAUCCGACUGGGGUGAAGAAAAUGGGUGAAAUUCAUUUGGCUGUGAGGUAUACAUGUUCGAGUUUACUAAACAUGAUGCAUAUGUACUCACAGCCAUUGUUGCCCAAAAUGCAUUAUAUUCAUCCAUUAACUGUGACACAGCUUGAUAAUUUGAGACACCAGGCUACACAAAUUGUGUCCAUGCGUCUCAGCCGGGCCGAGCCACCACUGAGAAAAGAAGUUGUGGAGUAUAUGCUGGAUGUGAGUUCUCAUAUGUGGAGUAUGAGAAGAAGUAAAGCUAAUUUCUUCAGGAUCAUGUCAGUCUUAGGCGGGCUGAUUGCAAUUGGAAAAUGGUUUGACCAAAUCUGUUACUGGAAGAAUCCGAUAACUACUGUUCUUAUCCACAUCCUUUUCUUGAUAUUAGUUCUGUACCCUGAGCUUAUUUUACCAACCAUCUUUCUCUAUCUGUUCUUGAUUGGUAUUUGGUACUACAAAUGGAGACCAAGAAACCCGCCCCACAUGGAUACUCGCCUUUCUUGUGCUGAUAAUGCCCACCCUGAUGAACUAGAUGAAGAAUUCGACACGUUCCCAACUUCACGCUCACCAGAUCUAGUGAGAAUGAGAUAUGAUCGUCUGAGAAGUAUUGCUGGAAGGAUUCAAACAGUGGUUGGUGAUUUGGCAACUCAAGGAGAAAGACUUCAGUCUUUACUUAGUUGGAGAGACCCGAGAGCUACUGCAAUAUUUUUAAUUUUCUGUUUUGUUGCCGCCAUUGUUCUUUACGUCACGCCUUUCCAAGUUGUUGCUCUUAUCUCGGGCUUCUAUAUGUUAAGACACCCGAGAUUCCGUCAUAGGCUUCCUGGGGUGCCUCUCAAUUUCUUUAGAAGAUUGCCUGCAAGAACUGACUCCAUGCUAUGAGCAAACUCUAUGCAAUAAAGUUCAUGUAAGGUGUAGAAUCAGGAACGUUUAUUCUUCCUCUAAUUCAUGGACGGCUUAAACACAUCCAUAGUGUUAUAGCAUCUUUAGAUUUCUUAAGAACUAUACUUUGCCAAUCUGCGAAUCAUCUUUGGACUUGUAGUUUUCUAUAUUUUUGAUUUGAAUCUAUCUGUAGCUGUUAUUAUUGGUAGUCAUUUACAUUUGAACUAGCAAUGAAUCUUUGA